AGCAUUUUGAAUCAGAAGGCUAGAAGUACAUAUGAAUGCCCAAUCUACUAGUUUCUUCUAUUGAGGCAUUGCGAUUCGUGAGUGAUACUUACUAGUCCUCUUCUCUCUCUUUUCAAGACUCGGUUGCUGGCUAUCAGGUGGAUAAAUACUCUGUAGUCAUGAGCAAAACUCUCGCAGGCAAGAUUGCUGUAGUAACAGGUGCAUCGAGGGGCAUUGGAGCAGCAAUCGCGUUGGAAUUUGCGGAAAGAGGUGCCAAGGGUAUUGCUAUCACAUACAACUCCGACAGCACAGCCGCCGAAGCCAUCGUGCAAAAAAUCAAGAACUUAGGCAGUGACGCUUUUGCACUCAAGGUCGACCUCCUAGAUCCCGAGGCCGGAGAAAAAAUUGUAAAAGCAGUCCUGAACGGUUUCAAAACCAACGGCAUCGACAUCCUAGUCAACAACGCAGUCCUCCUCCACCAAACCCCCUUCGCCUCUACCACGCUCUCUGACUUCCGCAUCAUGUUCGACGCCAACCUCGCAGGCCCCAUCUUCAUCACACAAGCCGUGCUCAAAGUCAUCAAACCCCAAGGACGCAUAAUCAUGAUCUCGUCACAGGCCUCAAUAGUGCCGAGUCCGAGCCCGUUCAUGCUAUAUGCAGCGGCAAAAGCGGCGCUGGAUCAUUUGGCGAGGAGUCUGGCGUUGGAGUUUGCAGAAGAAAAGAAGAUCACGGUCAACUCGGUUAUGCCGGGGCCGACGGCUACAGCAUCUAUGCAGUGGGCUGACGGUCGACUAGAUGCGAUGAAACAACUUGAUGCUGCUAUGUUGAAGCAACUAUCAAGCAAACCGACAGCAGAGAAAAGGUUGGGGACUCCCGAGGAGAUAGCUCAUGUGGUUGCAUUCUUAGCAGAGGACAAAACGAGAUGGAUCAAUGGGCAGGCAAUUGACGUGACGGGGGGAUGUAUGGCUUGGUAA
Mytilinidion resinicola is the source of this 953-nucleotide messenger RNA. Its product is annotated as NAD(P)-binding protein. Lineage: Eukaryota; Fungi; Ascomycota; Dothideomycetes; Mytilinidiales; Mytilinidiaceae. The transcript has 4 exons. The coding region runs from base 159 to 953 and encodes 264 amino acids. The record is from RefSeq and is a predicted model, not a curated record.